UGGCAGUAGUGUUGUUUUUUCUUUUUCAUGCAGUCGCUAGGUCUUGGGGUUUAAUUCUUCUGGGUUGUUUCUUCUACACUCGAUUCUCUGAGACUUUCUUUCCUUUCUACCCUUCUCUCUUUUCGUUGCUCGCACCCAUCCUUCUCUCACACCCCUCUUGCACUCUUUUGUUUUUUGGUUAACUAUUCUCGAUUUAUCUAUCAGACUCGCCCGGGCGGUUGGUGUUCGUUAUCAGGAGUUCUUGUUGAUCACAUCGGUCUCUUCCUUGGUCACUCGAGCUGCUAGCCUGUCGAUUUUUCCCCUUACCUACGCCAUUCAGCCUCUCGAUACCGCCUUAUAUCCCCUAUUGACGCAUCACAUUUUCUUCCUUGACCAGCAGCGUUACCCUUGCGUCUGACCCCUGAGGGUGUGUCUCAGCCGCGCUAAGGGAAUUAACUCGAUUCCUAUACUAUAACAAUCUACCGAGAACGCUCUGUCCUAAGUGUCCCCCGCGUGGCUGGCCUUAAUUGAGAUUGUCACUGUGACAUCGAUCGCCGUCAUGGCUCCACGAGACUCUAGCACUAUUACGUCCCGUCGACGCCCCUCUUUCUCCCUCCGCACUCGGCCUCGAACUGCUACGACCUCAACCGCUCAUACAACCGGAUUGGAACAUGACGUGUGGCACGGGCUGUCUGUGGUGGAUUCGGGAGAUGAUGAUGACGGCCAGGUCGUGGAGGAUAUGAACCAUUUUCCAGAGCCUGUCCCUAGGCGCCGUGAAGCAAAGAGCUUCUCUAGCUUACGCCAUCCCGUGGACGGUCUGCGAGCUCUGGGUCGUCGCCUCUCGGUGACGCUCCGCAACAAGUCGUCCAGACAUUCUGUUCAUCCUCAACCAGAAACCAUGAGAAAUUCCUGGUGCAAUGAAACUAGCAUUAAUCGUCGACCAUCCCUGGAAAGCAUCUCCGCGCUGCACGGUUUCUACGCCCAUGCUGGCGCCCCUGUUCCUGGAAAUGGCCUGGAGCCACCUGUUUUCUCGAAUGACAUUUAUGCGGGAGCGGCAGCUCGCGCUGCAGCUGCAGCUCAGAAUGAGCUGGCAAGAGCUCUGCGGGACAGUAUGAAGCUCUCGGAUGCAAGAUUGACUCAAGACUCGGAAAGUGGCAUUGGAAUCGAUCUACGCGAUCGCUCAGAGCUAUCUGACCCAGCCCUGGCUAUAGUACGGAUUGAUCCUGUUGGCUGCCUUCCUCCUGAGGUCAUGUCACAAGUGUUCUCCUACCUCGAUCCCGAGUCCCUUAUGCAGUCUGAGCUGGUUUCUCGUGCUUGGAGUGAGCAGGCAUCCUCCCGGCACAUCUGGCGGCACGUGUUCCGCCAUACUUACGGACAACACCCUAGCGGGCUCCCUUUCAAGAAGAGACAAUCUGCUGGUUUGGGUAAGACUCAUCCCAAGCAGGAUUGGAAGCGGAUGUUCCUGGUUCGCCGUGCUUUGGAACAUCGGUGGAAGGAAGGAAAGGCCGCUGCUAUCUACCUUCAUGGCCAUAAGGACAGUGUCUACUGUGCGCAAUUUGAUGAGGACAAAAUCAUCACUGGCUCUCGCGAUCGAACCAUUCGUGUAUGGGACGCUCAUUACCCUUGGCCAUGCCGGAAGAUCAUUGGCCCUCCCCCGGGCGAUGUCUCCGGUAUUGGUCCGGUCAACAACCCGGCGCAGCAAUCAGCCGGAAAGCCGCCCUUCUUGACCAUUUGCCCCCCGCCGACGCGCUCUGCGGGGAUCAUGGCUCCCAUUGAGCACAGCGCAGACUAUCACAGUGCUUCCAUUCUCUGCCUCCAGUUCGACGAAGAAAUCAUGGUCACCGGUUCGUCUGAUUUUACCUGCAUUGUGUGGGAUAUCAAGAACGACUACAAGCCGAUUCGUCGCCUUGUGGGCCAUCAGGCAGGAGUGCUGGAUGUCUGCUUUGAUGACCGGUACAUUGUGUCCUGCUCCAAAGACACUACAAUUUGUGUGUGGGAUCGGCACACAGGGGCCUUGGUGAAGAAACUCCUUGGCCACAGAGGUCCAGUGAACGCUGUUCAGCUGCGCGGAGAUCUUGUCGUUUCUGCAAGCGGGGACGGCGUCGCCAAGCUCUGGAACAUCACUUCUGGCCUUUGUGUCAAGGAGUUUCCCAGCAAGGACCGUGGACUGGCAUGUGUUGAAUUCAGCGAUGAUGCUCGAACCAUUCUCACUGGCGGCAACGAUCAAGUGAUCUAUCAGUUUGACGCCAAUACCGGCGACAUGGUCAAUGAGCUCAAGGGCCACGCGGGCUUGGUUCGCUCCUUGCACCUCGACAGUAUGAACCAAAGAAUCGUCAGUGGUAGCUAUGACAUGAGUGUCAAAGUAUUCGAUGCUCAAAGUGGCGAGCUAUCCAUUGACCUUCCGGGCUGGACAACGAGCUGGAUGCUCAGCGUCAAGUCCGAUUAUCGGCGCAUUGUGGCUACCAGCCAAGACUCUCGCGCUGUCAUAAUGGAUUUUGGAUACGGACUAGACGGCAUAGACUUGCUGAAAGAGUAAUUUAUCUGGCUAGACAUUUGCGUUUCGCUUAUUUGCUGGGAAAAAGUCUCGGUUUGGAGUUUUCUGGGAUAUUCAGGUUCGCUUCUUGGGUUUAUUAGCAGGGACAUACAUUGGCUAGCGAUAGAUGCUUAUACAUUUGCUCAAUUAAUUUAUUUGCUC
Aspergillus welwitschiae is the source of this 2674-nucleotide messenger RNA. Its product is annotated as F-box/WD repeat-containing protein. NCBI's taxonomy places the organism in Eukaryota, Fungi, Ascomycota, Eurotiomycetes, Eurotiales, Aspergillaceae. Gene Ontology annotation, molecular function: protein binding. The coding region runs from base 539 to 2515 and encodes 658 amino acids. The transcript has 2 exons. The record is from RefSeq and is a predicted model, not a curated record.